CGCCACACGCUCCCAGGCCAGAGAGGUCUCCGGGCUGGAGUGAGGGGCCAAGUUUUCGGAGGAGCCUGCCUAGUGUCCGCAGGGGGCCGGGCUGGGUGCUGGGGUUGGGGAGGCAGCACAAUGGCUGCCCUCGUCCUGUUGUCCGCGCUCUUACUGCUGCCCUUGCUGCUGCUGAGGCUGCGUCUCUGGCCGCAGCUGCGCUGGGUGGCGGCGGACUUGGCCUUCGUGGUGCGCGCCCUGCGCUGCAAAAGGGCUCUGCGAGCCAGUCUGCUGGCCGCAGCAGCUGCCGAUCCGGAGGGUCCCGAGGGAGGCUGCAGCCUGGCCUGGCGCCUCGCACAGCUGGCUCGGCAGCGACCCACUCACACCUUCCUCAUCCAUGGCGCGCGGCGCUACAGCUACGUGGAGGCGGAGCGCAUGAGUAACCGGGCGGCGCGCGCCUUCCUGCGUGCGCGGGGCUGGCAUCUGGGGCUCUGUGGCGGGGCCCCGGGGAGUGGUGGGGUCAACAAGCAGGCAUCGCGAGGCGCGGGGGACGCGGUGGCCGGAAGCGGCGCGGUGCCUCCAGAAUGUGGAGACGAUGGGGCGCCCAGAGGUACAGCCGCAGCCCCGCUGGCACCUGGAGCAACUGUGGCACUGCUCCUCCCCUCCAGUCCAGAAUUCCUGUGGCUCUGGUUUGGGCUGGCCAAGGCCGGCCUGCGCACCGCCUUUGUGCCCACCGGCCUACGCCGGGCCCCGCUGCUCCACUGCCUUCGCAGCUGCGGAGCGCGCGCGCUGGUGCUGGCUCCAGAGUUUUUGGAAUCCCUGGAACCAGACCUGCCAGCCCUGAGAGCCUUGGGGCUCCACCUGUGGGCUGCAGGCCUUGAAACCCGCGUUGCUGGAAUCCACGAUGUGCUGGCUGAGGUGGCAGCCGAAGCAGAUGAGCCGGUGCCAGGCUACCUCUCCGCCCCCAGCAGCCUAACGGACACCUGCCUGUACAUCUUUACCUCCGGCACCACGGGCCUCCCCAAGGCAGCUCGCAUCAGUCAUCUGAAGGUCCUACAGUGCCAGGGCUUCUACCAACUGUGCAGAGUCCAGCAGGAAGAUGUGAUCUACCUCGCCCUUCCCCUCUACCACAUGUCAGGCUCCUUGUUAGGCAUCGUGGGCUGCUUGGGCAUUGGAGCCACAGUGGUGCUGAAGUCCAAGUUCUCCGCUGGCCAGUUCUGGGAAGACUGCCAGCAGCACAGGGUGACAGUGUUCCAGUACAUUGGGGAGCUGUGCCGAUACCUUGUCAACCAGCCUCCGAACAAGGCAGAAUGUGGCCAUAAGAUCCGGCUGGCAGUGGGCAGUGGGCUGCGCCCAGACACCUGGGAGCGUUUUGUGCGGCGCUUUGGGCCCCUGCAGGUGUUGGAGACAUACGGCUUAACUGAGGGCAACGUGGCCACCUUCAACUACACCAGACAGCCGGGUGCUGUGGGGCGUGCUUCCUGGCUGUACAAGCACCUCUUCCCCUUCUCUUUGAUUCGCUAUGAUGUCACCACAGGGGAGCCAGUUCGGGAUGCCCGGGGGCGCUGUGUGGCCACCUCUCCAGGUGAGCCAGGACUGCUGGUGGCCCCAGUGAGCCAGCAGUCCCCAUUCCUUGGCUACGCGGGAGGCCCAGAGCUGGCCCGGGGAAAGCUGCUGCAGGACGUCUUCCAGCCUGGGGAUGUGUUCUUCAACACCGGGGACCUGCUCGUCUGUGAUGACCAAGGCUUUCUUCGCUUCCAUGAUCGCACCGGGGACACCUUCAGGUGGAAGGGGGAGAAUGUGGCCACGACCGAGGUGGCUGAGGUCUUCGAGGCCCUGGACUUUCUUCAGGAGGUGAACAUCUACGGAGUCACUGUGCCAGGACAUGAAGGCAGGGCUGGAAUGGCAGCCCUGGUUCUUCGCCCCCCCCACACUUUGGAUCUUAAGCAGCUCUACUCCCACGUGCAUGAGAACUUGCCGUCUUAUGCCCGGCCUCGGUUCCUACGGCUCCAGGAGUCUCUGGCCACCACGGAGACCUUCAAACAGCAGAAGGUUCGGAUGGCCAAUGAAGGCUUUGACCCCAGCACACUGUCUGACCCACUCUACAUCCUGGACCAGACUGCAGGGGCCUACCUAGCCCUCACGCCUGCCCGGUACAGUGCCCUGCUAGCUGGAGACCUUCGAAUCUGAGAACGUCCAUACCCAACGCACCCGAGGGAGGGCCUCUGAGGGGUGCGGGCUGUUGCAGUAUAUCUGGGCUUUUAUACAUUGGGAUCUUUUAUACAUUGAUUUUCAUUGUUUUAUAAUAAAUGAUGCAACAAAUUGCCAAGGGAAUUGAGAGACAUACUGGCUAGUAGGAGCCAGUAAAGAAUUAAAGUAAUGAAAAGUAGAGUGGCACAAAAAGUUAAAUAAAAAAUCAAGAUUUUUUUAAAA
Messenger RNA from Cavia porcellus (domestic guinea pig), 2412 nucleotides. It is a transcript of the gene Slc27a3, whose product is annotated as solute carrier family 27 member 3. Gene Ontology annotation, cellular component: mitochondrion; endoplasmic reticulum. The record is from RefSeq and is a predicted model, not a curated record. The coding region runs from base 121 to 2169 and encodes 682 amino acids. NCBI's taxonomy places the organism in Eukaryota, Metazoa, Chordata, Mammalia, Rodentia, Caviidae. The transcript has 10 exons. Gene Ontology annotation, molecular function: long-chain fatty acid transmembrane transporter activity; long-chain fatty acid-CoA ligase activity.